AUGGAGCAGCAUCUGUUUUUGCGUGGAGGAAAUGCCCAAGGAGAUUCUGGGCUGGUUCUCUCAACUGACGCUAAACCAAGGCUGAAAUGGACACCUGAGUUACAUCAGCGAUUUGUAGAUGCAGUCAAUCAAUUAGGUGGAGCAGAGAAAGCUACUCCAAAAACAGUCAUGAGGCUCAUGGGAAUUCCAGGACUCACCUUGUACCAUUUGAAAAGCCAUCUCCAGAAGUACAGGCUUAGCAAGAACCUCCAAGCUCAAGCAAAUGUCAGUACAUCAAAGAAUGCCAUAUCCGUUGCUGAUAGGAUUCCCGGAACAAGCGCAGCAACAAUGAGCAGUACAAAUGUCAUUCCGCAGGCAGAGAAGACUAUUCAAAUUGGUGAAGCACUUCAGAUGCAAAUUGAGGUUCAGAGACAGCUAAAUGAACAACUUGAGGCAGCCUAUAGAAGUGCAGGGUUCAGGGUCAUGAUUGUGAGGGGCGGCAUCCUAAAUUAUUUUUAUGGCUUCGCACACCCAAUAUUGGAGUCCAAUGUUUUUAAUGGUCCAGCAAAGUCCCCUUAUAGUAUCUAUAAAAUGGAGCUGUGCUGCAGUGAUUCUGAUCUGAAAUUUAAACUGGAAACAGAUGUAAAAGGAAGUUCAAGUGUGCAUAGAUUAGAGCCCAGACAAAUCCAGUUUGUUGAGAGUUCAACAAAUAGUUAUUUGUCUGUGGCUGAAGGAUUCAUCAAGGAGCACAGACUACAGCACCAUGGAGUACUAAAAGCAUAUGAUGAUAGUUCAUUAUUUUGCAGAAAAAGAUCGCAUGAACAUGAGACCCAGUUUGCCCUUAACAGAAGCCUAAGUGAGCGUAGGAUGGCUCAUUUGCAGAAUGAGGAAGGAUACAGUAAAGCAGAGUUUGGGUAUGAAAGUGACACAGAGAUGGCACAUGGGUAUAAUGCACCCCAAAAGAAUGGUGGAGGUAGCACCACCAGUUCGGCAUCAGGAAGCAAAGUAGAUGCAGAGAAGCUAUAUCUGGAAGAACAAAACUGCGCAAGACAGGCAGUUGAAUACCCCAGAGAAAGCAAGCUAGUAGAUUUUGAGCAUCCGUGCUCAGGGAAGAAACUUGAUCUGAACACCCACAAUGUCGAUGACACUGAUCAAGCUUACAGACAUUUUGACUUGAAUGGCUUCAGCUGGAGCUGA
Miscanthus lutarioriparius is the source of this 1176-nucleotide messenger RNA. NCBI's taxonomy places the organism in Eukaryota, Viridiplantae, Streptophyta, Magnoliopsida, Poales, Poaceae. The record is from the annotation of a GenBank genome assembly.